CACAUUGUUGGACAUCUGCUCUGAGUGUAUUACGUGGAAACCUUGUGCCUGGGAAGAUGGCAGAUUUGCAGAGCACAAUGGGGUGCAAAGUCCUUCUCGGCCUUGGUCACCAGAUGCUGCGGCGGAAGGUGGUGGACUGCAGCCGGGAAGAAAGCAGCAGGCUGUCCCGCUGUCUGAACACAUUUGACCUGGUGGCCCUGGGUGUGGGCAGCACUUUGGGCGCUGGUGUCUAUGUCUUGGCUGGUGCUGUGGCCCGUGACAAUGCCGGUCCUGCCAUUGUUAUCUCCUUCCUGAUUGCUGCACUGGCCUCCGUGCUGGCUGGCCUGUGUUAUGGCGAAUUUGGUGCUCGAGUCCCCAAGACAGGCUCGGCCUACCUCUAUAGCUACGUGACUGUUGGGGAACUCUGGGCCUUCAUCACAGGCUGGAACUUGAUCCUCUCCUACAUUAUUGGUACGUCAAGCGUGGCGAGAGCCUGGAGUGCGACCUUUGACGAGCUCAUAGGCAAACCCAUUGGGGACUUCUCACGGAAACACAUGGCACUGAAUACUUCUGGCAUUCUGGCUGAGAAUCCAGACAUAUUUGCGGUGAUUAUAAUCCUCAUCCUAACAGGACUUUUGACUCUUGGUGUGAAAGAGUCAGCCAUGGUCAACAAAAUCUUCACCUGCAUCAACGUUCUGGUCCUGGGCUUCAUAAUGGUGUCAGGAUUUGUGAAAGGAUCUAUUAAAAACUGGCAGCUCAUGGAGGAUUCCUGGAACACAUCCAACCCCAUCUGUGGGAAUAAUGACACCAAAGAGGGGAUGUUUGGUGUUGGGGGAUUCAUGCCCUUUGAGUUCUCUGGCGUCCUGUCUGGGGCAGCAACCUGCUUCUAUGCUUUCGUGGGCUUUGACUGCAUCGCCACCACAGGUGAAGAAGUUAAGAACCCCCAGAAGGCCAUCCCUGUGGGCAUUGUCGCAUCCCUCCUGAUUUGCUUCGUCGCCUACUUUGGGGUGUCUGCUGCCCUCACACUCAUGAUGCCCUACUUCUGCCUGGACCCAGGUAGCCCACUGCCGGACGCCUUCAAGCACGUGGGCUGGGAAGGCGCUAAGUAUGCAGUGGCUGUCGGCUCCCUCUGCGCCCUGUCCGCCAGCCUUCUAGGCUCCAUGUUUCCUAUGCCGAGGGUUAUCUAUGCCAUGGCUGAAGAUGGACUGCUGUUUAAAUUUUUAGCCAAAAUCAAUAAGAGGACAAAAACACCAAUUAUUGCCACACUAACCUCAGGUGCUAUUGCUGCUAUAAUGGCUUUCCUCUUUGACCUGAAGAAUCUGGUGGACCUCAUGUCCAUUGGCACUCUCCUGGCUUACUCUUUGGUGGCUGCCUGUGUGCUGGUCUUACGGUAUCAGCCAGAACAACCUAACCUGGUAUACCAAAUGGCCAGAACUACAGAGGAGCUCGAUCAAGUAGACCAGAAUGAGUUGGUGAGCACCAGCGACUCUCAGAUGGGCUUUUUACCAGAAGUGGAGACAUUUUCUCUGAAAGCCAUACUCUUACCCACAAACAUGGAGCCUUCUAAAUUCUCUGGGCUAAUUGUGAAUAUUUCAGCCAGUGUCAUAGCUGUUCUUAUCAUCACCUUGUGCAUGGUGGCCGUGCUUGGGAGAGAUGCUCUAGCCAAAGGAGAGCUGUGGGCAGUCUUUGUGGUUUCAGUGUCUCUACUCCUCUGUGUAGUAGUCACGGGCGUCAUCUGGAGGCAGCCUGAAAGCAAGACUAAGCUCUCAUUUAAGGUGCCCUUCUUGCCAGUGCUCCCCAUCCUGAGCAUCUUCGUGAACAUCUAUCUCAUGAUGCAGCUGGAUCAGGGGACAUGGGUCCGGUUUGCAGUGUGGAUGCUGAUAGGCUUUGUCAUCUACUUUGGCUAUGGGCUGUGGCACAGCGAGGAGGCAUCCCUGGCCGCUGACCAGGCAAGGACUCCUGAUGGCAACUUGAAUCAGUGUAAGUGACAUGCAGCCCUGCCCGCCCGAGGUGGUAGCAGCCGUGAGGGACAGCCACAUCGGACUGGGGAGCACCUCACACUCUCCACCAAUGUGACAGGAACCACCUGCAUCCCCAGUGCCGCCACAAGGUGCGUCUAAUUGAACUGCAGCCUCACCUACAGCCACCGUGGCCUGGCCAGAUGUGGCUGGUCACGUGUCUCCUCACUUCCUUCUGAACAAAGACAAGAGCCCCUGUCCUGGCCAGCUCAGCACCUCACUGCUGUGGCCCUGGCAGAAGGAAGUCCCUUCUUGUCCUUACCUGGAAGCAGCCCUCCCUCCCAGGCUGCCCAGGUAUUGCAAAGUGCACACUCCAGACCUGUAUUAGGCACCUCCCUCUCAGCUCCGACAGCCCGCCACUGAUGCAAGAC
Molecule: messenger RNA, 2368 nt
Organism: Castor canadensis (American beaver)
Lineage: Eukaryota; Metazoa; Chordata; Mammalia; Rodentia; Castoridae
Source: RefSeq, a predicted model, not a curated record